GCUAGGGAAGUGAAGGCUAACACGUGUGAUUAGUGAUCUGCCGUGUUUUGCUUUCACUGCAUGGUGCUGAAGUGACUCCGACUAAUUAUUUAAAGGUGACAGAAACCUCUCAGCUGACUGGUGAGCUCGGUUUAAUCUGCUUUUAAUAUGGCGGACAACGUGGAGGAUGAUUCUCUGGACAGAAUUAAAGGGGGGGACUACGUCGUGUUGAAACGGGGAGAUAUCUUCAAAGCUGUGCAAAUUCAACCGAAGAAGAAGGUGAUUUUUGAGAAGCAGUGGUUCUUCCUGGACAACUCCGUGGGGCAGUUGCACGGCAGCACCUUUGAGAUUGCGUCUGGAGGGAUCCUGCAGCCUCAAAAGCCCAAAGACACAGAGAGCUCCACCGAUGCAAAGGAGGCCGGCACAGACAACAGGAACAUUGUAGACGAUGGAAAAUCGCAGAAGCUGACCAGGGAUGACAUUGAGAACUUAAAAGAGCAAGGUCUGAAGGACCAGGAAAUCAUUCAGCAGCUUGUAGAGAACAGCUCCACAUUCAGCGGUAAGACUAAAUAUGCCCAGGCUAAGUACAUCAACAAGAAAAAGAAGAAGUAUGAAAAUACUGUGACGAUUCUAAAACCGUCCUGUCGCAUCCUGGCUAUGAUGUACCACGGCCGGGAACCCGGGAAGAUCUGCCACCUGCGGUAUGACAUGCUUGCCCAGAUGUUGACUCUGGCAAACAUCCACGCAGGCAGCAAAGUUUUGGUGUUUGAGACCUGCGCUGGCCUCGUGCUGGGAUCCGUCAUGGAACGAAUGGGGGGCUAUGGCUCAGUGAUCCAAAUGUACCCAGGAGGUGGGCCCGUGCGGGCGGGUGUGGAGAGCUUUGGCUUCCCCGCACAUUUUCACGAUAUGCUGCAUGAGUUUCCCAUCUGCCAUGUCAAUGCUCUGCUGGCAGGCACUCUGGACACCACUGCCAAAGACCCUGAUGCUGUAUCAAAUCAGUCCGACAUGGCUGCAGAGGAGGAGCAGAACCCGCCAAAGGCAGAACAGACGAGCAGUCCGGAGGAAAUAAAAACGGAGGAAAUUAAAAUGGAGACAAACAGUGGCGCUGAUGACGGCUACGACCCGGCGAAAGAAGAGAGGGAGAAACGCAUCGAAGCCAAAGCUCAGGAAAAAAAGGUGAAGCAGGAGGAGAAACGGAAGAAGCUGGCAUCUGCUGCUGCCCUGCUGGAAGGCAGGAAUGCGGACGGGUUGGUUAUAGCCAGUCGCUUUCACCCGUGUCCCGUCCUCAUGGGCCUGAUCAAGUUCCUCUCCCCCUCCAGGCCUUUUGUCGUCUACUCCCAAUACAAAGAGCCUCUGAUCGAGUGCUACACAAAGCUCAAGGAACUUGGCGGUACGGUCAACCUCAGACUCGCAGACACCUGGCUCAGACAUUACCAGGUGUUGCCUAACAGGACGCAUCCAUUGCUGCUGAUGAGCGGUGGCGGGGGCUACCUCCUCUCAGGAACAACCGUUGCCGUGGACCGAUCCAACCGCGCCGGCUCCCAGCGAGCCGAGGAGCCGGCGCCAAAGAGACUGAAAGUGGAAGACACUGACGGAUGAACAACUACAGACGCAUCUAAUCUUUUAAGGGCAGAUUACCAGCGGCCCGUGGGGGUUUUCCUCCAGCAUCGACUUCUCUUUCUGCUGAACUGAUGUGACACCUCUGGCAUAAGCGAGACGGAGUGUCUGGUUUGCAUUCAUCAGAGCACUUUCUCCCAUCUUGUGUAGUCAGAUCAGCGCAGAGGAAGGCGUAAUGCUGAGGAGUGACCUAUAAGGCACUAUGAGCUCAGUGUGUGUGUUGUGUAAGGAACCGCGGAAAUAAUCUUGUGUUUUGAGAGUAACACAUUUGUUUCUUACGGCUCGAGGCAAGGUGUAAAAACAUGUUUUUCUCCAGUUGAUGCUCUCCAGCUUCUUUUUUUUAUAUUUUCUUAUCACCGCAGAAAGUGCCAUUCUUUAUGUGAUGCAGCUGCUCAUGCAGCUUGACUGUGGGUUACCGUCUGUAUCUGCACAGAAUUAAAAAAGUAAAAAAGCAGUUCUAAAACA
Molecule: messenger RNA, 2061 nt
Organism: Anarrhichthys ocellatus (wolf-eel)
Lineage: Eukaryota; Metazoa; Chordata; Actinopteri; Perciformes; Anarhichadidae
Gene: trmt6
Product: tRNA methyltransferase 6 non-catalytic subunit
Exons: 12
Coding region: 148-1578 (476 amino acids)
Biological process (GO): tRNA methylation
Cellular component (GO): nucleus; tRNA (m1A) methyltransferase complex
Source: RefSeq, a predicted model, not a curated record